This is a messenger RNA of Ogataea philodendri, 1551 nucleotides long. RefSeq lists its product as uncharacterized. NCBI's taxonomy places the organism in Eukaryota, Fungi, Ascomycota, Pichiomycetes, Pichiales, Pichiaceae. Gene Ontology annotation, cellular component: extrinsic component of mitochondrial inner membrane. The coding region runs from base 1 to 1551 and encodes 516 amino acids. The record is from RefSeq and is a predicted model, not a curated record. The transcript has a single exon. Gene Ontology annotation, biological process: mitochondrial respiratory chain complex IV assembly.
AUGCCCUGGACCUUCUUGGUGGCCGGCCCGGUCCGUGUGCGCAUAUCCGACAGACAGUACCUGAUCUCGGCCUCGAAUUCGAUCUCCAAUGGAGACUUUUCGAAAUCCGUAGAAGAAGACAUUGGCAAGAUUAAAGUGUCUAUUAAAACCUCAUUCUGCCAGUUCAAAUACCGGGUUGGGGGGUUUGGUUUUUGGAAAAAUAAAAAUUUGCACACUACUUUUGCACUAAAUUACAACAAGCGGACUCUCGAAACCUCAUUUGCACGGGAAAAUCAGCGUCCCGCCAUGUUUGUUCGAGUUCCUUCCAAGACCGCCGUCCCCACUAGACUUUCUGCGGCGAUAUCCAGCCGUCAGAUUGGCUCGUUUAUCCGCAGUGUGCUAUGUAUGGAUCCUCCGCCUUCACCAGACGAUCCAACCCCGGACAAUAGAUUCCACUACUGGGACCAAUCGCCGUCCCCGGACUUGAGAAUGAGAGCGGCCUCCAUCAGAGCCAAUGCCAAAUGUCCGGUGACAAAGAAAGAAAUCAACUAUACCUGUCCAUAUUCAGGAAUCCCAACACACCAUUCCCAAGAAGCAUGGGAGCAAGACAAAGAAUACCACGAGUCCAAGAAAUACGAAAUUUUGAAAAAAGUCAACAUCUACGAACACGAUUUGAGAUCUGGUAGACAGUUCCCGGAGUUUGAUUUCCCUUCGUACCAGGCGCAAGAUACGUUGGUUAAUUUCGCCAAUUGGGACACCUAUUUGUACACGAGACGCUUUUACUCGAUGGACACAGAGUUCCAGCUGGCUGUUGUCACUAAGAUGUUGAGUUUCCCAGCCACCAUCGCAUCCAUCUUGCACCAAUACUCUCCGUACUUCUUGAAGCCAAAAGGUCCUGUUUCCGUGGAAGGUCUCAAGAGUUUGGCUGCUCUGAGAUACACCUUGUAUCCGGAGGCCAGAAUCUCGUCGCUCAAGGACCGUCCAAUGCGUAUCUUCCUGUUGAACUCCAAGUCCGAGUCCAUGUUGCCAGGUUUUGUUUGGAAAGAGUUAACUUAUUUGUUCCCCGGCAUUUCGUUCGAAUUGCACUUUAUUGGACCGGAGUCGUACUACGACAGAGAGAAGAAACAGUAUCUAGUUUCCGAAAGACCAUUUGUCAAGAGAAUCGACGACACCAUGUGUUUCUACUACCACACCCAUGAUUUCAACGUGUUGCACGAGGCCCAGGACUUCUUCCCUUACGAUCCAUACUUGGACGUGUUUUUCUGCUUCCAUCCGCGUAUGGGAUCGGGCGAGUCCACAGAACUGUGGGAAAAGAGCGUUCCAGGUCUUCUGGACUCCAAGUGCGGAAUCUUCGUGACCGGAUACCACAAAGACGACAUCACGAAAGAUUACAACUGGCUAGUUGACAACUAUUCCAAGGACAUGGACAUUUUGAUGGACGUUGUUCCAAACGUUUUCGGAUCCACCAAGUGGGAGCUCAACGACUACAACCCGCAAGAGGUCUUCCAGUACAACCAGCAGACGUUUGGUUUCCGUGGAAAAAGAUAUCAUGCGAUCAAUCAAGAUACAUAG